Messenger RNA from Fusarium sp. VM40, 972 nucleotides. NCBI's taxonomy places the organism in Eukaryota, Fungi, Ascomycota, Sordariomycetes, Hypocreales, Nectriaceae. The record is from the annotation of a GenBank genome assembly.
AUGUCACACAAAGAAGGCCGCCUCAAGGAUGAGGGCUCCAAAGCUCAAGUCAUUGCCGCGGGCGCGAUAGCAGGAUUGGUUUCAAGAUUUGUUGUCGCUCCUCUCGAUGUUGUCAAAAUCCGCCUCCAACUCCAACCCCAUACUCUUCCCGACCCAGUCAACGCUCUACAGAAUGCCUCUGCUCACCGAGGGGCGAUUGCAACACUAAAACACAUCCUCAAGCAUGAAGGGUUGACAGGCUUGUGGAAGGGCAACGUCCCUGCAGAGCUCAUGUAUGUCUGCUACGGCGCUGUGCAGUUCACAACCUACCGAUCGAUGACCAUUUUCCUGCGAACUGCCUUUCCCACAAGGCUACCAGAUGCUGCCGAGAGCUUCAUUGCCGGUGCUGCUUCCGGCGCAGCUGCUACAACCGUUACAUAUCCUCUCGAUUUACUGCGAACACGAUUUGCAGCUCAGGGGCGCCAUCGUGUAUAUCAGUCGCUUCGGGGCGCAAUCUGGGACAUCAAGCGCGAUGAAGGAUGGCGGGGGUUCUUCAGGGGCAUUGGGCCUGGCCUGACCCAGAUUGUACCAUUUAUGGGUAUGUUCUUCGUCACGUACGAAUCCCUCCGAGCAUCAUUCGAGGGGCUGCAUAUGCCAUGGGGCAGUGGAGAUGCCACUGCUGGCAUGUGCGCCAGUGUCAUUUCUAAAACAGCUGUGUUCCCUCUUGAUCUUGUGCGAAAGCGCAUUCAAGUUCAGGGCCCAGCACGUAGCCAAUUCGUGUACAAAAACAUCCCCGAAUAUUCCACAGCUCGAGGUGCCAUCCGAUCGAUAGUGCGCACCGAAGGCCUGCGCGGCCUGUACAAGGGUCUGACUAUCAGUCUCCUCAAGUCAGCACCGGCGAGUGCUGUAACUCUGUGGACGUAUGAACAGAGUUUGAACUUGAUGCUUGAUUGGGAUUCGAGCAGUAAGGAGGCCAUCUCUAAUGAAUUAUAG